Pseudocercospora fijiensis CIRAD86 is the source of this 1242-nucleotide messenger RNA. RefSeq lists its product as uncharacterized. The record is from RefSeq and is a predicted model, not a curated record. The transcript has 2 exons. The coding region runs from base 404 to 820 and encodes 138 amino acids. Lineage: Eukaryota; Fungi; Ascomycota; Dothideomycetes; Mycosphaerellales; Mycosphaerellaceae.
CAGGAACUUAGGCACCUUCACUUUGUGGACUACCAUCUCUUCAACCAAGACUCUCCAGACGCUGACAAGCACCGAGACGACCUGCGGCGAGACUGGUGUCGUGACGAUACCGGCAUCGGUAAUCACAGUCUAUGGCAGCGAGGAUGUUGCCAAGCGCUCUGCGCCAUCAUCAAAUCCAGCUCUUGCCAAGGAGAAGCGAGCUCUUGGAUUGAAGCCAAGGGCUUGCGUGGUGACCGAGACUUCGUACACCACAUACGGGCAGACAUACACCUACAUCCCAGCUAGCCAAACGAGCACCUUCUUCGACUAUACCGCUUUCAGCCAGGCCACGGUGACGAGCACUAGAUCUGGAGUCACGGGCACUGCCUACGCGAUAGCAACGACCCACGAGACGAGCACGGUAAUGUGCGGCCCGACGACAAGCACAUCAACCGCGUCGACUUCUACUGUCUCGAUGGAUGCGAAGUGUUCGCCAGCUGCCAUGACGAGUGCUUACAAUGGUUACGGCAUCGAAUGGCUCUCAGACACGCCAGCCACGGGUGCAACGUACAAGACGAACACCAGCGACGCCUCAAAGUGCUGCCAGCUUUGUGCAACUUCGUGGCAAUGCGCGGCCAGCGCUUGGGACAUCAGAAGUGGCGAGUGCAGGCUGGAAUUCCCGACGGAUCCACUGACGACCGAGAUGAAUUGCGGCGAAGGCGUGCUGGCGUAUUACGACGCUGGUCCUGCAGAUCCAAUGUCUCCAGGAGCUGGAUGGUACGUCGCUCAAGUUUGUGGAAGUGCGAAUUUUGGCGCAUCGCAGCCCGAUGAUGGAUCAUGAGCACUGCAAGCUGCUUUCGAUGUCGCUCAGCGGGUUUCGGACUGAUGUGAUGUGUAGCAGCAAUGGGAGAGAGUCUGCAUUGCCACGAAAGACAGGCUUCGCGUCCGGGCCAGCAGGAGGAGGAGAUGUAAAGUAGUAAUAAUCAUGGAUGGCAUUUGUACAGCAUGGCAGAACGAAGACAAUGAUGAUGAGAUGAGUGACGUUCAGUAGUGAGAAGGGGUGGAUUUGACUUUGCUGGUCCCCGUCCCCGGAUGAAUCUUGUUUUGCCCGUGCUGCCGCGGUCCCACGGACCACGGAGAGCGGACGCGGAGCAUAGGGAGCAGAGUGGGCGCCAUGUAGCAUCAGGCUGUGUCGCUUGAUGAUGAAGCGGUCAACACUGACUGUCACCGCAAGCUUGGCAAAUGGAAGUGCUCAUGAUAAUG